Molecule: messenger RNA, 1237 nt
Organism: Phyllotreta striolata
Lineage: Eukaryota; Metazoa; Arthropoda; Insecta; Coleoptera; Chrysomelidae
Source: the annotation of a GenBank genome assembly
AUGGAAUCGACAGUGCCUUAUCAAACCCAUUUCGGGUACACCACUGACAUGACCAAUUGGUCAUACAAUUCCAACAUAACUCCAAUGAAACAGAUCGAAGCUUGCCUGCAAAUCGCCGGGAAAGACAGGAAGGCCUAUUCGCCUUUGGAUCAAGCCGAUGCGAUUUCUAUCGAUGAAAACGACAACGCUAGAAUUGAUAACAACAACAGAAGUAACGCGCACAACAAAAACCAUUCUAGCAGCUCGAACGGGCUCUCGCCCGCUCUAAGUAACGCGGGUGCUGUGCUGGAAAUGAAGCACCUUUGGGACGAGUUCCACGCCUUGGGCACGGAGAUGAUCGUCACCAAAGCGGGCAGAAGGAUGUUCCCCACGUUCCAGGUGAAACUCUGCGGUCUCGAUCUCCACUCCGAGUACAUGCUCAUGAUGGAUUUCGUACCGGUCGAUGAUAAACGGUACCGAUACGCUUUUCACAGCUCGAGCUGGGUGGUGGCGGGCAAAGCGGACCCCGUCUCGCCGCCCCGGAUCCACGUGCACCCCGACAGUCCCGCCACGGGGGCCCAAUGGAUGAAACAGACGGUCUCCUUCGAUAAACUCAAGCUCACUAACAACCAAUUGGACGAUAACGGACACAUUAUAUUGAAUUCGAUGCACCGGUACCAGCCGAGGUUCCACGUGGUGUACCUGCCCCCGAAGAGCGUUUCGAACCAGGAGAAUUGCUCGGAGAAUUUCAAAACGUUCGUGUUCUCGGAGACUUCUUUCACGGCCGUUACGGCUUAUCAGAAUCAUAGGAUAACUCAAUUGAAAAUCGCCAGCAAUCCGUUCGCGAAAGGAUUCCGGGAUUGCGAUCCUGAUGAUAACUCAGAUAUCGUCAACCAAUCGAGUUCGUCUCCGAGGAAUCGAUCCACCUCCAGAUCGACACCUAAUAACAUCGGAAAUAAAGACGACGAUCCGCAGGAGCAAAUCCUGGAGCCGGCGCGACAGCCGAUGAUCUUCCAGAACCGCUACCAGGCGGCGGCGCAGCCGGGGGGCCCUUCGCUGGUGCCCUACACGUCGGAGUUGUGCAGCUACGGGCCGGUGUACCAUUCGCACAACAUCCUGCACAACUACAAUCCGGCGUUCGGCAACGAGAAGGGGAUGAGGGCGGCGAAUUUCGGACGGGCCGUGUACGGGAACGGGGGGAACUUCCGGGCGUCCGGGUUGCACCAGAACGGGUACGAGUUCGCGCCCAGAUAGGGAA